AAUAAACAUAAACCCUCUCUUACAUUUUUUAACCUAUCUGAGAAGAAAACGGACUCGCCGAUUCAAAUCUCCAGUCUGUCGAGAAAUGGGGAGUAGAUUGGGAGGACGAGUGGUUCAUUUCGCGAAUCUUCCGAUAAAGCUUCUGAUGCCUACAAAGCUCACGAACAUCCACGAAUUCGCGCUCAAAACGAUCCCUUCCGCGACCAAGAUUGAGAUCAAGCGAGUCCUCGAGUCUCUCUACGGAUUCGAGGUCGAAAAGGUGAAUACUUUAAACAUGGAUGGGAAGAAGAAGAAGCGUGGGGGAUUAUUGAUUGCAAAGGCGGAUUACAAGAAGGCUUACGUCACUCUCAAAAACCCUUUAUCCAUUUCUAGGGAUUUGUUCCCGGUGAAGUUUAUCGAAGAAGAUAGAAAGAGUAAAGCGAAAGGAUCCAGCUUUGUGGAGGAAGAAGACGACAAAAAGAGUCACUGGCUUGAGCAGAAGGAGAAGAGGGAAAUCGGCGGUUAUGGGAAAGGUAAAGGUCGUCGCGGCGGUGAGAGGUCGAAUUCGCCGGCGAGGGCUGCUGCUGUGGCGGGGGCGAAGUUUCCAUGGAGCAACAUGAGAUUUGGCGUUGCUGUUAAAAAGAGACGAGCUUGAUCGUGAAUCUGAAUCGUAUAAGCUCUCAGAGAUUGUCUGUUAUUUUGGCGAAUAAAUCUUUAAUCUUUCUCUACUUAUGAUUAUGGAAGACAUUAGCUAUGAGCUCGCAAGAAUUUAAAGCCUUUUCCAUUUUUUACAAUCUGCAAGAAUGCAUAAGCGUAUAACUCCUACUAGUCAUGGUGUAUUAUAUUUGUCUAUGCCUCUGUGGAGAUGGGUUUAUGUUCAGUCACAUAAGAAUGUAAAAGUAGAUAUGCCAAAACGUUUUGUAAAUUAUAACAAUUCA
This is a messenger RNA of Eutrema salsugineum, 917 nucleotides long. RefSeq names its product 50S ribosomal protein L23. Gene Ontology annotation, biological process: mitochondrial translation. The coding region runs from base 86 to 634 and encodes 182 amino acids. Gene Ontology annotation, cellular component: mitochondrial large ribosomal subunit; ribosome. Lineage: Eukaryota; Viridiplantae; Streptophyta; Magnoliopsida; Brassicales; Brassicaceae. The transcript has 2 exons. Gene Ontology annotation, molecular function: structural constituent of ribosome. The record is from RefSeq and is a predicted model, not a curated record.